Molecule: messenger RNA, 1570 nt
Organism: Mauremys mutica (yellowpond turtle)
Lineage: Eukaryota; Metazoa; Chordata; Testudines; Geoemydidae
Gene: C3H6orf120
Product: chromosome 3 C6orf120 homolog
Exons: 2
Coding region: 487-1134 (215 amino acids)
Source: RefSeq, a predicted model, not a curated record
UCCCAGCGCGGGGUUCAGGUUGUUUCCUCGGGAGGCAGGUGCCCCGUAUCCCGGGGGGGCCGCGCCUGUGAGCGCCGCCGUGACCAGCCCGGCUAAGGCGGCGAGCGGGGCCGGGCCUGGCGCCUGUCAGAGGCAGCGGCCGGAGCCUGGUGUCCGAUCGCCGCUGCUCCGUGACCGGGCGGGGCCCCUGGGCUCCGCGGCGAUCCCAGCCCUAGGGUGGAGGCUGCGCCGAGGGACGCCGGCGAGAGCUGAACCCAGGUUCCCGGGGAGGCGACGGGCGCAGCAGAGAAAGUGCCCGGGGCUGGGGAGAAACGUGGCCCCGUUCAGCGUGUGCCGAGAGCUACAGAACGAGGUCAAGCGAGCUGGCAAACCAGGGGCAGUCGUAUGUUUCGUUCGUCUCUUCCCUCAACCCCGGGAGUGCCUGUGGGCUAACCAGAAAGCAGGUUCUCCCGCUCUGAAAGCUUUUGUUUUCGGAGAAAAGCGGGUAUGUCCUUGGUAUCGUCACGGUUUCAUUGCUUCAGGGUAUUUACAACACAUGAUGUUGGAAGAGUUCUUUUAAUGUCAAACGUAAGAGUUAUGGCAGCACAUUGGAAGAAAACGUUGGUGAUCCUUCUAGCAGCUCAAGCAUUACUUAUGGGUGAUAGCUUUGAGGAAGAGGAUGUGCCUGAUGAAUGGAUUCUUCUUCAUGUAGUCCAAGGUCAGAUUGGAGCUGGAAACUAUAGCUACUUGAGACUAAAUCAUGACGGGAAGAUAGUACUUCAGAUGCAGAGUUUAAAAGGCGAUGCAGAUUUGUAUGUAUCUGAUACGACCCUUCACCCCAGUUUUGAUGAAUAUGAGUUACAGUCUGUAACUUGUGGCCAAGAUGUUGUUUAUGUACCAGCCCACUUCCGCCGCCCAGUGGGAAUAGGAAUCUAUGGUCAUCCCUCUCACUCGGAGAGUGAGUUUGAAAUGAAAGUAUAUUAUGAUAGAACAAUUGUAGAUUAUCCAUUUGGUGAGGCUUCCUACAACCCAGAAGAGAUGGAGGCAAGCCAGAAGCGUACUCAUUCACCAGAAGAUCAAUCUCAGGAUGAGGAAUCUGUCUUUUGGACUAUACUCAUUGGAAUUUUGAAACUAAUACUUGAAAUUCUUUUUUAAAAUAAUCAACUGGACAUACACUGGACUAGAGUGCACUUAUAGCCUAUGACAUUGAACAUGAAUGGCUUGCUGUGAGCAUUGGUACUCUUUUUUGUAAAGUUACCUGAAGGUUACUUUUUCUAUGCUGAAGAGGGGAAAAGCAAAGCCAUAUUUAAUUUUGUAUUGAAGCCCCCUUUCCACCUUCUAGAAGUAAAAUGAGCAGAAAGCACAGUAUUUGUAUAGUUUUCUUUAUAAAUCAGGGUUAAAGUGAAUGUACAAUAAAGGGAAUCUUAUUAAAAUGUAUCACUUUGAACAGGUGCAUAAGAAAAUGGACCUUGAUAAUUCACUGUAUUUUCUAUUAAAGUGACACUUAAUUUUAUACAAAGAAAAAGUUGUAAAAUCUGAAAGGUGGUUUUAACAACCUCAUCCAAUUUAAAAUAAAGAAUUAAUUUUCUAA